GAAAUUGGGUAACAAGCCAAAUAAAGAGAAAGUGUCUCAGAAUCAGUCUGGAGGGUCAUUUGGUAGCAAAAAAUUGGCUAGUUUCAAUCAAGGUAGAAUAAUGAAUAGUAAAGGAAAUAUGGAUAAGCACAAAAUAAAUCCAGGUUCUUCUAGUGUUAAGACAAAGGCUUUUGAUGAAGAAUCUGUGUUGCAAAGGAUUAGAGAAAAAUAUUCGAAUACAAGACAAACUAAACUUUUGACCGUGGAUGAAACACCAGAUAUGAUUUUAGGUGCAAAUUGUAAACUUGUAGAAGGUCGUAUGAAUUAUAAUUAUCAGGCAAAAUCACCGACAAAAAUAAAAGUUGAUAAGUACAUAAGGAGGUUCCGACAAGCAAAGAACUUGUUUAGUGCUGAUGACUCAGAAUCAGACAGUAGUGCAACAAAAUCAGUGGCACACAGCCCUCAGAAUACACAGAGAUCAAUAAUAUCCCAAGCCUUAUCUGUAUGUCCCAUAUGUAGUGAAAGAAUACCUGAUGCUAUGUAUGACCAGCAUUUAAAUCAGUGCUUUGGUGAAGACAUGAAUUUUGACUCGGAGUUCAAUGAUGAGAAAAGUAUUGGAAGUAAACCUGAAGCAUCUGCAAAGCAGAGUAAAGAAGAUAUGUGGGAAGCUCUUUCUGAUGCAAAGACUUGUCACAAUUGUGGUUCAGUUGUCUUAGCCGCUGAGAUGAAGCUGCACCUCCAGUACUGCAUUGACUCAGAUGAUGAUGAUCAUGAUGAGAGCUUUGAUGAGAGAAACAAGAAAUUCAAUGAUGAAAAUAAAGUCUCUGAAGACAAACCGGGUCCUGGGAUUGUGUCCUGCCCUUCUUGCAUGGAGAGAGUUCGGGAAGAGCAGAUUCAGGAGCACCUAGAUCAGUGUUUGACCUUCUUGGCGGAAGAAUUUUAACGUACGUUUGAUCUCUUGUGAUAUAGUCCAGUGUCCUUUGACCAUUUAGUGUUGAAAUUGAGGGGCGAUUUCAUUAAUCUGCUGUAUAUCAGUGUUAUUCUAAUAUGCUGGUAUUAGUACGUUAUAGUUUAUUAUAUUAUAAGGAUGCAACAUAUGUGUAACUGUCUUCCUGUCUAGAUGAAAUGAUUAUGUUAUUGUUAGGAAUGUGUGAUUUUCUUCAGUAGAAUCAUGUGUUGUUUAAUUUUCUGUAAAAAUGAUAAAAUUUCUAUAUUUAUGUAAACAAGAUUUUGUAUAAAUACCAUCAAAAAGAAAUGUU
Messenger RNA from Penaeus monodon (black tiger shrimp), 1238 nucleotides. RefSeq names its product sprT-like domain-containing protein Spartan. Gene Ontology annotation, molecular function: single-stranded DNA binding; polyubiquitin modification-dependent protein binding; metalloendopeptidase activity. The record is from RefSeq and is a predicted model, not a curated record. Lineage: Eukaryota; Metazoa; Arthropoda; Malacostraca; Decapoda; Penaeidae. Gene Ontology annotation, cellular component: nucleus. Gene Ontology annotation, biological process: DNA repair.